AUGGAAAGAGGAAGAGGAGGAGGAGGAGGAAGGAACCUGGGAGGCUCUGGCCUGCACAGGAACAUUUAUUCCCAGUCUCAACAGCAGUACCACUACCCGGCCUCCUCCCAGGGGAGCUGCAUGGAGAUCCAGGAGCUGGCCUCCAAGAGGGUGGACAUCCAGAAGAAGCGGUUUUAUCUGGAUGUGAAACAGAGCUCCCGCGGCCGCUUCCUGAAGAUCGCCGAGGUCUGGAUAGGAAGGGGCAGACAGGACAACAUCAGGAAGAGCAAGCUGACCCUCUCCUUGUCCGUGGCUGCCGAGCUGAAGGACUGCCUGGGGGACUUCAUCGAGCACUACGCCCACCUGGGCCUGAAGGGCGGCCACGGCCACCGGCACGAGCACAGCAAUGACAAGGAGCAGCAUCCCCGGAGGCGGCCGCAGCACCCGCCGCCUUCGCCCCCCGUGUCCGUGGGCUCCGAAGAGCCGCCUCACAGCGUCCUCAAAACGGAGUACAUCGAGAGGGACAACAGGAAGUACUACAUGGACCUGAAGGAGAACCAGCGCGGGCGCUUCUUGCGGAUUAGGCAGACCAUGAGCAGGGGACCUGGCAUGAUGGGUUACUUUGGCCACAGCUUGGGACAGGAGCAGACGAUCGUCCUCCCGGCGCAAGGGAUGAUCGAGUUCAGGGAUGCUUUGGUCCAGCUGAUUGAAGAAUACGGUGAAGGGGACAUAGAGGAUCGCCGGGGGGGAGGCGACGAGCCCCCGGAGCUCCCCGAGGGCACCUCCUUCCGAGUGGACAACAAGCGCUUCUACUUCGACGUGGGAUCCAACAGGUACGGCAUCUUCCUGAAGGUAAGUGAGGUGAGGCCGCCCUACCGUAACACCAUCACAGUUCCGUACAAAGCGUGGACACGGUUCGGGGAAAAUUUUAUCAAGUACGAAGAAGAGAUGAGGAGAAUUUACAACAGCCAUAAAGAGAAAAGAAUGGAUGCCAGAGGGGACAGUGGUGAAGAGCAAGAGGGUCUGGAAUAGAGUGCAUUGGACAAUUAACCAAACAAAGCAAGCAGAAAUUGGUGAGAGGGACAGACCUAUAGUAAUUCCAAGUUGCCCCAGUUUUUUGUAAAGUCCUUUUCUGGUAGUUCUUGCUAGCUCCAGUACAUGAUGUUAUAGGAGUCUGGUUGUCAUGUUAAACUAUGCCCAAAACAUCUCCGUAUGUCUUAGGAAAGGACCAACCUCCCGAGUCCAUAUGAGUCAGCUGCUUCGAGUGUUGGAGACUGUGGAAGUACGAGUAUCAGCACAAACAAAAUCCGGCACCCUGACCUUUAAAUAGUCUAGAAAAGGCUUGUGUUGCACUUAAACACGAUACAAAAGUACCCCCACCCUGAACCUUAUGAUGAAAUGUAUCAGUUUCUGCUUAUCACCAGUUUUUCAGGACUGGCUUCUGCCCGUGCUCAGUCCAAAGGCCGAGCAGCAUUGCCGUAGAGCGUUUAUGGCAAAAAUCAGCUCCACGCGAAUCGCUGGUCUGUGUGUGAGGAGGGAGAGAGGUUUUAAAGUUGGCAUCUCCUGGUUAUUGAGUUGGAAACAAUAGUCUGUUUAUGGGUAAAAUCUCC
Molecule: messenger RNA, 1589 nt
Organism: Pseudopodoces humilis (Tibetan ground-tit)
Lineage: Eukaryota; Metazoa; Chordata; Aves; Passeriformes; Paridae
Gene: PURG
Product: purine rich element binding protein G
Biological process (GO): regulation of transcription by RNA polymerase II
Cellular component (GO): nucleus
Molecular function (GO): purine-rich negative regulatory element binding; DNA-binding transcription factor activity, RNA polymerase II-specific; RNA polymerase II transcription regulatory region sequence-specific DNA binding
Source: RefSeq, a predicted model, not a curated record